Messenger RNA from Leucoraja erinaceus (little skate), 3033 nucleotides. RefSeq names its product solute carrier family 35 member B1 (gene slc35b1). Bases 29 to 1117 code for a protein of 362 amino acids. Gene Ontology annotation, cellular component: Golgi membrane; endoplasmic reticulum membrane. Lineage: Eukaryota; Metazoa; Chordata; Chondrichthyes; Rajiformes; Rajidae. The transcript is spliced from 9 exons. Gene Ontology annotation, biological process: UDP-galactose transmembrane transport. Gene Ontology annotation, molecular function: UDP-galactose transmembrane transporter activity; UDP-glucose transmembrane transporter activity. The record is from RefSeq and is a predicted model, not a curated record.
AGGCGGCGGGGCUGGGUCCUGGCGGCUGAUGAGGCCGCUGCUGCCGGUUGCCGGGGAGCGGGAGCGGCCGGUGCUGCCGCCACCGCCACCGCCGGGCCCGGGCUCCGUGUCGCUGCUGCUGCCGCCGCCGCCAUUGUCGGGGAAGCCCAGCGCCGCCGGCUCCAUGGACACCGUUCCCAGCGACCGCCUGCGCCUCAUCUUCUGCUUCCUCGCCGUCUUCGUCUGCUACUUCUACUACGGCAUUCUGCAGGAGUCCAUAACCAGAAGCAAAUAUGGAGACCAAGAAGAAUCAUUCGUAUAUGCAAAAUCGCUUGUAUUUGUCCAGUGUGUUAUUAAUGCUAUUUUUGCCAAACUAAUAAUACAAUUAUUUGAAAAGCCAUCAAUUGAACGGACGCCACACUGGCUGUAUGCAGUUUGUUCAAUGUCUUAUUUAGGGGCCAUGGUCUCCAGUAACUCUGCGCUCCAGUAUGUCAACUAUCCAACACAGGUUCUAGGAAAAUCAUGCAAGCCCAUUCCAGUGAUGGUUUUAGGAGUCAUUAUUGGAAGGAAAAGGUACCCCUUGGCCAAGUAUCUUUGUGUGUUGCUCAUAGUUCUGGGAGUGGCUUUAUUUAUGUAUAAACCCAAAAAAGGGACGGACAGUGCAAAUGACCAUAUAUUUGGAUUUGGGGAAAUACUAUUAUUGGCCUCCUUAACUUUGGACGGAUUGACUGGAGUAGCACAAGAACAUAUGAGAGCUAAUUUCCAGACUGGUUCAAACCAGAUGAUGCUAAAUAUUAAUGUUUGGUCCAGUUUGUUCCUGGGAAUAGGAGUACUUUUCACUGGAGAAAUAUGGGAAUUUCUGAAUUUCACUGAACGCCAUCCCAGUAUUCUCUACAAGAUACUUCUGUUUAGUUUAACUAGUGCUCUGGGCCAGAGUUUCAUCUUCAUGACUGUUGUUUACUUUGGACCCCUGACUUGUUCAAUCAUUACUACAACCAGAAAGUUCUUUACCAUCCUUGGUUCAGUGCUUAUUUUUGGUAAUCCCAUUACCUCAUUGCAAUGGGCGGGAACGGUUUUUGUGUUCUUAGGUCUUGGUUUAGAUGCAAAAUAUGGAAAAACACCCAAAAAAAAUCAAUAGAUACGGAAGAAAUUAUUCACUCGAAGAUUUUGAUCGCCAAAAAUGCUGCCUGAAUUAUGUUCAUUGACAUUUUUCAAAGUUCCAUGCUCCAGUUGUAAAUUGGUUUAAAUAUUUAGCUCGUUUUACUUUUUAAAAUAAGCAUUUACCGACAAGCUCCAUGUGUCUGUUUAUUUCAUGUUGUUGCACUUCAUGCAAUACAAAACGUGGUGGGAGGCUCCGUUAGUGCUAUCAUCAGAACUUUAGAUCUAGUUAUUCUACAAAUUUUGCCUGAUUCAUAUCUGAGAAAAAACAAAUUUCUAAACUGACAUUGUUAAAUUUUGAAAUGUAAAAAUAAAACUACAGAUGCUGGAAUUCUGGAAAUGGCCUCACAAUGGCCAACAGGUCACAGAGUAUCUGCCGAGAGAGAGAGAGAGGUGCAAUUUCAGGGCAAUAACUUGGUGAAAGGUCAUCCUGAAAUAUUAACUCCAUUUCUCUCUUCAUGGACAUUAUUGGUUUUGCUAAGGUUUCCCAGCAUAUUCUGCAAUUGUGUAUAUAGUCCACAUACAAUCAUUUUACUGAGAUUAGUUUUUUUAAUAGUCCUUUGAAAAUAAGUCAGAAACAGCUCUUGGGUUUUAAAAUUACAUUUUAUAUACUUCCAUAAGAAAUAAUGAUUCUGCACAAUGUAUAUAUGAAAAAAUUAUAGUUCAAACUAAUUAUUUAAAAGUCUUUUUUUAAGUCUUUAAAUAUUUAUUUCAAUGUAACGCCCAAGUAUUUUAACAGCUUCAAUCUUAAAAAAAGAUUUGCCAAAAUCUAAUGGGGGUAACACAAUUAAGAACUGUUAGAUUAAAGCUCAAGUUAGAUGAGCAUAAAUGAGCAGAUUAUCAUAUAUGAACAUAUUUAUCAUGUAUUCUUAAAUGCACUAUAUGCAAAAUGAUCUUCAGUUUUAGCUACUGUGUUGGUGAAUGGAAGAAGUGCCACAGUACAUGUUAGGAAAUAAGUCUGUUAUUAUAUUUAAUUCAGGUCAUCCCAUGUUAGUGAGCCAUCUUUUCUUUGCCCACUUCCCACUUGACUUACGGAAGUAUUACAAAAGCAAUUUAAUAUCUAUUUUCAAAAUAAAAACUUAAAAUUAGUACAUCUGUUGCAAUCUACUGUGUACACUGUGGAAAGAAGGAACUGCAGAUGCUGGUUCACAAAAAAAAGACAAAGUGCUGAGGUAACUCAAUGGGUCAGGCAAUAUCCCUGGAGAAUAUGGGUUGGGACCCUUCUCAGACAUGAGUUUAAUUGUUUGUAUCAUUGAAAAUACACAAGUAACUAGGUUUCUUAUUGUUAGGUUAUGCUUACAGAAUGCUUGCAAUGUAGCUUUUAGUAUGGAAACUAAAUUGCUGCCCAAUGUUGAAUAUGGAUUUGUUUCAUGCUGUGUUGUCCACUUUGGCUUCAUCCUCCAUAUGAACAGCAGCACUAAUCCAAUGUAUUCAAAUUAAUUCUGGGAACUGCAGAUAAAUAAAGUGAAAGCUUUUCAUGAAAAAGAAUUGUAGCAGCAAUUGACUCAAAAUCACUCUCAGGUAGCAUUCCGACUUUGAAAUAAGGGACACACUGAAUCAAUAUUUUCUUUUAACAGCAUUUUUGCCUUGUGUCAGAAGAUGCAACACUAAUUUAUGAUUCUACAAGUACCUACUGAAGUGGAAUUAUAUUCAGCUGUUUUUUUAAUUCCUAGAAGCAAAUGAUUGAAGCACUUUUGGUUUAUGGUAUUUUUAAGUCAUUAAUGUAACUAGCUGCGGUUAAAAUUGCAUUAAUUUUAUAUUUUAAUUUGGCAUGAGUUGUUUUGAAUCCAAUGUUUUCUGGCAGUUUUAGUGAUGCAGCAUGUUUAAAAUCAAAAUAUAUUGGCAUUUUGUGUUUUUGGGUCUCAGUCUAACAAAUAAACUGAUUUAGAUAAGAGA